This is a messenger RNA of Coffea eugenioides, 1550 nucleotides long. RefSeq names its product UDP-glucose iridoid glucosyltransferase-like. Gene Ontology annotation, molecular function: UDP-glycosyltransferase activity. NCBI's taxonomy places the organism in Eukaryota, Viridiplantae, Streptophyta, Magnoliopsida, Gentianales, Rubiaceae. The transcript has 2 exons. The record is from RefSeq and is a predicted model, not a curated record. The coding region runs from base 1 to 1392 and encodes 463 amino acids.
AUGACUCCAAUGCUUCAGCUGGGGAGUGUUCUUUACUCUAAGGGGUUCUCCAUCGUAGUUGCACACUCUGAAUUCAGACCUCCCAAUCCUCUGAACCAUCCUGAAUUCAUCUUUCACCCCUUGUCGGACGGUUUAUCUGGUUAUCAGGCCUGUAUCGACAAUUUAAUGCAUCUCAUAUUAGCUAUCAACAGCAACUGCAGAGCACCUAUGGAGGACUACAUGGUUCAACUCAUGGAAGAUCAGAAGCUGCAGGGCCACCAGGUUUCUUGUAUCAUAUAUGAUUCCCACUUGUGCUUUGUUGAUUCGGUUGCUACUCAUCUAAAUAUUCCAGGCAUUAUUUUAAGGCCUGAUAUGGCUGUUUACAUGCUAGCUUUUCGCUACAUCUGUCAACUUGAAGCAGAAAAUCGUAUUCCUUUUCCAGAGUCCAGGCUGCAGGACCCUGUACCAGAGCUCCAUCCUUUGAGGUUUAAGGAUUUACCGCAUCCAAUUACUAAAGAAAUACCCGAAUGGAUUAUGGAUUUCUUCGUUUCUUCAGUUAAUAUACGCUCUUCUGUGGCCAUCAUUUUGAAUACAACAGAUUGUCUUGAGCAUUCAACCUUAUCACGGCUUCAGCAAUGUUACAAAGUCCCAUGCUUCCGAAUUGCGCCUCUCCACAAGUUGGGAGCUGCAGCCACAUCUACAAGCUUCCUGGAAGAGGACCAAAGUUGCAUUGCUUGGCUCGAAAAGCAACCUCCAAAUUCAGUGCUCUAUGUAAGCUUGGGCAGCCUAGCAUGCGUAAAUGAACAAGAGCUAACAGAAACAGCUUGGGGCCUGGCAAACAGUGGCAUUCCAUUUAUAUGGGUUCUUAGAUCAGAUUCUAUGGAUGGAUCUCAGUUGGAAGAUCACUUUCCUGAGGGCGUCAUAGCAUUACUAGGAGAAAGAGGCUUAAUAGUCAAAUGGGCACCUCAGAAAAAAGUUUUGGCACAUAGGGCUGUGGGGGGGUUUUGGAGCCACUGUGGCUGGAAUUCAACAAUAGAAAGCAUCUGCGAAGGCGUUCCAAUGAUUUGCAGACCACAUUUUGCAGACCAAUUAUCAAAUGCAAGAUACUUGACUUAUGAAUGGAAGGUAGGCCUGGAAAUUGAGAAUGUGCUGGAUAGAGGGAGCAUUGAGAAAUCUAUAAGACGACUAAUGGUUGAUGCAGAAGGCAAAGAAAUGAGGCAAAGAAUGUCAGUGAUGAAAGAUAAACUAGAAGCUGGUUUGCAGAAAGGUGGUUCUUCUUAUGAGUCCUUGAAUGAAUUGACAGAGUUUAUCUCCCAACUUCCAAGCAUGGUUCAAGAAGGUAAAGUUGAUGAUCCAGCAACCUCAGUCAGUAAAAAUUUAAUCCAGUUUGAAGGGCUCAAAAAUUUGGUUUAGUUCUUGGGGUGCCCAAAGUGGCAGGCUGAAUUUGCAUAUUAAGGUUUCAUUUCGUCUCAACUUCGAAUUUCAGAAUCAAAUUUGUUUUGGCUACCUCCUUUGUUCCAGUAAUUUUGACAUUUUGGAAAUGUGAUAUAUAAUCCGAGUUUUGUUCCUUU